UCUGAGCCACCUCCCUUCAUUGAACCUUGAAUUGAUACAGUGGGUGUGACUCUCAGGAAAUUGCUCAUUAUUUGCCAUUAGUGCUUCAGAGUGUGUGCCUUCCCAUUAUCCCAUAACUUUCCAUAUUCAUAGUCCUUCCUUCUCUCACUCCUCCCUCCCUUUUCCCUUCCUCCUUUCUUCCCUCUCUCCUGGGAACUGGUUCAACCAGAGUACAACCUGCUCAUCUACCUCUGGCGCUGGAACAACUGCAGGAGCUGGGACGUGCAGAGCGGCAGAGCAGCAGAGCGGAGGCUAGGGAGGCCAGGCUGGUGAUCUCCGGGGCGCCGAGGGCGAGCAGUCGGCCCAGCCGCCUCCCCUAGGCCCAUGCGGGGCCGGUACAGCCUGCUGCUCGUUCAUGAGGCCGCCGUGGUGCCUGAGGAGGACCCGUGGCAUCCCGCUGGGGCUGCUCGCGCUCUGGGUGACCGCCGCCCGCUGUCUUCAGAGUUCAUAUGUGCACCCUACAGGUCAUGGUGUGUCACUGUACAUUCCUCGGUCAGCCAUCAAUGCCACUGUCCAAGAAGAUAUUCUGCUGUCAGUGGACUAUUCCUGCCAUGGAGUCCCCACUGUUGAGUGGAAGUACACAUCAAGCUGGGGUGAGCAGAAGAUCGUGGAGUGGAAACCAGGGACCCCAGCCAAUGUCUCCCAAAGCCACAAAGACAGAGUCUGCACCUUCGACAAUGGCUCCAUCCAGCUUUUCGGUGUGGGGGUGAGGGACUCCGGUUGCUACAUCAUCACUGUUACAGAGCACCCAGGGAGCAGACAGUUUGGCACAAUUGUGCUGCAUGUGUCUGAGAUCCGCUAUGAAGACCUCCACUUUGUCGCUGUCUUCUUUGCUCUGCUUGCCGCGGUGGCUGUGGUGCUGAUCAGCCUCCUGUGGGUCUGCAAUCGCUGUGCAUAUAAAUUCCAAAGGACGAGGAGACACAAACUCAAAGAAAGCACCACUGAGGAACUUGAAAUGAAAGAUGUUGAGUGUUAGCCGAGACUGUGCCCAAUUACACUGCUACCUCAAGAGAAAGACAGUAUUUUCCAGUCAACGGAACAAACCGAGCCAAUCCUUGCUGCAGCCUUUCGCAGACCUGGCCUGCACCCCUCUCCUGAUGAGACAGUUGCAAGAUAAGAGAGCUAGAAGUGGUGGCUUACUACAGAAAGCCAGCUCUGGGAUUUGUAUGUAGUUCAAGAAACAGUUCAGCUGAGGCUUUUGGCCAGGACUUUCCUUGGUUGCAGCUUCAGGGCCAUGCUGAUCCUUACUUACCCAAUGAUACAGGAGCUGCUACAGUACUGGCUAUGAUCCCACACUGGUGUGAUGGAGAAGUUCCUGUCUCCAGGGGCAGUAUCUACAGAUGAGCCGAUGUGCAGCCUGCAUUGAGACAUGCUCUCUGUGCCUUUGUGCUCCUGUCUGAUCCGCAAACUGCUGCACCCUCCAUCUUCCUGUCUUCCAUCCCAUAAACACUGCUAUGGAGACAAUGUCUGAUGAGGUGGAGUGAGCUGCACCUCAGGGAGCAGAACUGAGCACCCUGAGGGGACAGAAGAUAGCAUUCUCAUCCCCCCUCAUACAAAUUAAUUGAGUGGCCUAAACUUGGGUUUAGUGUGAGGAAAACAAGGCUUAUGUUGACCAGGGCAGCUGGAUGGGCGGCACAACAGGAAAAACCUGUAAGGUCGGGCUUCAUUCAGUUUCAUCCUAUUCAAUCACCAACACUCUUCUCCAGCCAGAUCUCGGGCUGAAGAGCAUGUGGUCUUCACCUACCUCACAGGGCACGAGGGGAAGCCAGCAUUAGCCUGAGUCUCUUGGAGUGAUGGAGAAGAGUGUGAGCAUCCCUGAAGGGUAUGAAAAUCUAUAUGAGAAAGUGCUGUGUGGAGUCGCAAAGGUUAAAACGCCCUGGAAUGGGGCUAGAGAGAAGAUUCAGUCACCAAGAGCACUUGCUGUUCUGGCAGAGGACCCAGAUUCAGCUCUGAGCACCCACAUGGUGACGCAUAACCUUCUGUAACUCCAGUUCCAGGGGAUCUGAUGCCCUCCUCUGGUCUCCAUGGGCACUGCAUGCACAUGGUGUAUACAUAUACAUGAAAUAAACAUUUUAAAAUAAAUCUAAAAAAUUUCUUUCAAUGAUCCUGGUUGUCAGGACUCCAGCUAAGCUUGGGGGUUGGGUCUGAGUUGGUCUUGGCUUUCACAUUCUCAGGCUGAUGUCACAAUGUUUACUUCGAAGACUCUCCUUCCCAGCUUCCCUUUGCCAAGCUCUAGCAUCAUGCCCUUCUUGCUUCAGUAUCCACAGCUGCAGAUCAAAGCUAUCACUCCAGCUAUGAUGGAGGUCAUUAGGUGUGUGCAGGCCCUUGGCUGCAGAGUCAUGCAUACAAAGAUAAAAGUGUGCUAGAACAUUCCUUUUAUUCUCUUUCCUUUCAGGUCCCCAAUGCCGGUAACUUUUCUACUUUUCAUGUGGCGGGUAAGGAAUUGUUGCUAAAAUUCCUUUCCUUGGGGAGUCAUGAGCAUUGGCUGCCUGUCUUCCUCAAGUCCCAACAACCACAGUGCAGUGCCAGCAAAGUUCGUCCAAGAACUAAUGAAUGCAUUAGGUUUCUUACAGAGCAGUGAGUGAUGUGAUAUAGGCACAGGCGACCUUAAAACAAUAGAAGGUCUGCACCUGCAGGCAA
This is a messenger RNA of Cricetulus griseus (Chinese hamster), 2679 nucleotides long. NCBI's taxonomy places the organism in Eukaryota, Metazoa, Chordata, Mammalia, Rodentia, Cricetidae. The record is from RefSeq and is a predicted model, not a curated record.